Molecule: messenger RNA, 573 nt
Organism: Mytilus californianus (California mussel)
Lineage: Eukaryota; Metazoa; Mollusca; Bivalvia; Mytilida; Mytilidae
Product: keratin-associated protein 17-1-like
Exons: 5
Coding region: 18-464 (148 amino acids)
Source: RefSeq, a predicted model, not a curated record
UAAAAGGCACUAUAUUAAUGAAAUUUAGAAGUCAGGAUGGACUUUGUGCACAAAAUUUUAAUACGGAACUCUUCAACAUGAAUAAUACAGUCUUACUUUUCGUUCUUAUUGUUCUUGCAGUAGGUGUAAAAGAGUCCAUUCAAGGGAUAUGUACUGACAACUUCUGUUCUAGCACCAAAGACAGCGCUGCUUGUAAUGGAUGUUGUAUUGGUCAGGGAUGUAGUUCUGGUGGAAGAUGCAGUGUAUUGAAUGGAGUAACUGCCUGUCAUUGUGAUAGGUGUACUUCCAUACAAGAACCCCAUUCGACAUGUACAAGCACAUUCUGUUCUAAUGGAAACCUCGAUGAUAACGGAUGUAAAGGUUGUUGUUUAGGUAUGCUAAAUGGUUGUGCCGCCAUCGGAUCUUGCAAUAAUUCACAUUGUAAAUGCAAUAGUUGCGCUAAAAGACAAGGAGCAGGAAAAUAAAAGAGUUCAAGAUUCGUAAAACUGAAAGAGAAGUAAAACUGAAAGAAAUACAAGUUACAUGUAAUAGUUUAAAUAAAAAGAAACAUUUAUAAUAAAGAAAUAACAUGCA